AUGCUCGGUGUCUUCUCUCGCCUAGUAGCACCCUCAACUUUCUUGUGGGCGCUCCUACCGUCCGCACUUGCAGACCAGUCAACAACCAUCACAACCGACCUUUACCCCGAGACCUGGAAUGGCUGGGGAGUCUCCCUAGCUUGGUGGGCCAAAAUUUUCGGAGACCGAGAGGACCUAGCAGAUAUGGUCUUUACUCUAGAUUCAACAUACUGGAGUCCUGGAAGCGAGACACUACCCGGCCUGGGCUUGAAUAUCCUACGAUACAAUGCGGGGGCCUGCUCAUGGAACACCAUCAACGAUACUGUGAAGAUGGUCGCAUCUGCAAACAUCCCCGCCUCUAAGCAGAUAGAAGGGUACUGGCUAGAUGGGCUGAGCACCGAUCCAACCUCCUCAAGCUGGAACUGGACUGUGGAUACCAACCAGCGUAUCAUGAUGUUGAAUGCACAGACUCGGGGUGCAGAUACUUUUGAGCUCUUCUCUAACUCGCCUAUGUGGUGGCAACUGGACAAUCUUAAUCCCAGUGGUUCCUCUGAUGGUGGAAGUAACCUGCCUGCAUCUCAGUAUCAAAAUCAUGCUAUUUACCUAUCUACGAUUGCCCAGUAUGCUCAGGAGAAUUGGGGAAUUACGUUUACUUCGAUCGAGGCGUUCAAUGAGCCUUCUUCCAGCUGGUGGGUUUCCACGGGCACACAAGAGGGCUGCCAUUUUGAUGCCGCUUCUCAGGCAUCCUUGAUACCGAUACUUAAGCAGGAAAUGGAGGCCCGUGGUUUAGAUGACACUAUCAUUGCUGCAUCUGACGAGAACACCUUCGAAUUAGCCCUGGAUGGCUGGGACACCAUCACCAAAUCGACAGAAAAGGCGGACGUUGGACGUGUCAAUACUCACGGCUACGAGGGUCUUAGCGGACCACGCUCUGACCUCCGUGCAGCAGCAACCAGUGCUGGGCAAGAGCUCUGGGACAGCGAGUUCGGUGAUAGCGACGGCACAGGCGCUACCCUUGUGAAAACCAUCAUGAUGGAUCUAAAACUGCUGCAGCCCAAUGCUUGGGUCCACUGGCAGGUGGUCGACGGCUCGAACUGGGGACUCAUUGAUGGCGACAUCUCAUCCAAUACCCUCGGUGGUGCGACUACCAAGUAUUACAUGCUGGCGCAGUUCAGUCGGCAUAUACGCUCUGGAAUGCAGAUUCUCAAUAGCACCUCGAGUAAUGUCAUUCCGGCUAUCAAUCAGGACAAUGACACGCUUGUGAUUGUUGUGGCGAACUGGGAUGAUGACCAGAAGUUCACAUUUGAUCUCUCUGCCUUUUCUAAGGUUCCAGAUGAUGGUACGGUGAUUAGUAGCUGGUUGACUGAUACCGCUGGUGACAACCUGUAUGCCAGCGGGGGUGAUGUGGUCCUGGAGAACCAGGAGAUCUCAGUGUCCAUUGCAAAUGCUACUGUUCAGACAUUUGAGAUAUAUGGCGUGCAGAUCUAG
Molecule: messenger RNA, 1467 nt
Organism: Penicillium odoratum
Lineage: Eukaryota; Fungi; Ascomycota; Eurotiomycetes; Eurotiales; Aspergillaceae
Product: glycoside hydrolase superfamily
Exons: 1
Coding region: 1-1467 (488 amino acids)
Molecular function (GO): hydrolase activity, hydrolyzing O-glycosyl compounds
Source: RefSeq, a predicted model, not a curated record